This is a messenger RNA of Thunnus maccoyii (southern bluefin tuna), 1405 nucleotides long. RefSeq names its product ras-related protein Rab-1B-like. Lineage: Eukaryota; Metazoa; Chordata; Actinopteri; Scombriformes; Scombridae. The record is from RefSeq and is a predicted model, not a curated record. Bases 1 to 711 code for a protein of 236 amino acids. Gene Ontology annotation, molecular function: GTP binding; GTPase activity. The transcript is spliced from 7 exons.
AUGUCAGUGAAGAGCAAGAAACACAGUGUGGUGCAACUCAUAAAAACCCACUGCAAUCAGCUCAUCAGUCAGCUCGCGAGUGACUACCUGUUCAAACUUCUUCUGAUCGGAGACUCUGGAGUUGGAAAGUCAUGUCUGUUGCUGCGCUUUGCGGAUGACACGUACACUGAGAGCUACAUCUCUACCAUUGGAGUCGACUUCAAGAUCAGGACCAUCGACAUGGACGGCAAGACGGUGAAACUACAGAUUUGGGACACAGCGGGUCAAGAGAGGUUUCGAACCAUCACCUCCAGCUACUACAGGGGAGCUCACGGCAUCAUCAUCGUCUACGACUGCACCGAGCAGGAGUCCUUUCACAAUGUGAAGCAGUGGUUGGACGAGAUCGAUCGUUACGCCUGCGAAAACGUCUCCAGGCUGCUGGUGGGAAACAAGUCUGACCUUGUUAGCAAGAAAGUGGUGGACGCAGCCACUGCUCAGGAUCUGGCCUCUUCUCUUAAGAUCCCCUUCCUGGAGACAAGUGCUAAGAGCUCUGAUAACGUGGAGAGGGCUUUCCUCACCAUGGCCUCUGAGAUCCAUCAUCGCCUGAAAAGCGAGGGAGGGGGGAUGCAGCGCGAGUCGACGGAGGCCAGGGCCCAGAGCGCCAAGAUCAACAGCGCCCCUCUGUGGCUGGGAGGGGAGAAACAGACACAGGAAGCCAGUAACUGCUGCUGAGUAGGAGAUGAUGUCGUGCUGACUUGACUUGAGUAAAUACACCCUUCAAAAAGAGAGAGAUGUGUCAUUUUCAACACAUCUGACUGUCUAGUUCCAGGACUAUGCGACUGUGGUUUUGACACAUGCAGAUUGUCAGAAAUGCUUUUUGCAUCUUUGAAAUUAAAGUAAAAAACCCAAAAUGUGACUUUUCAGGAAGAAAAACAUGUUUUUAGCUUGACGACGAUAUAUUUUUGAUCUUGUAAUUUUUGAAUUAAAUAUAUUAUUAUGGCAUUUCUGCUUUAUUGAAGAGCAGAAACAAACAGGACGUAACAUUUUAACACUCAAAGCCAAAUAAACCCUAAGAAAACUGUGGGUGACAAGGUUUGGGGAGAGUUUUAUAAAUCCAUUUACAGUAUGACUACACAAACACAAGAUACAUGUUGUAAACUCCAAAAAGUAGAGUUAAAAAUUUGUCAUGUAAAAUUAGAAAUAUUUCAAAAAUAGUUGAUAUUCACACAGUGAAGGAAGAGAGUUUUACCCCAAAAUAUGAUAUUAGUUGUUUGAAACCAAAUGAGCUGCUGAAUGUGUGAUGUGAUGUCAGUUUACAUCACUUCCCUCAGAGGUGAUUUAUUGUAUUUACCCGAUUUUUGUUGUGUUUUGCUUGUUGUUUGUUGUCAAUAAAGAUAUUGUAAAAGUCUUCAUGCUGAAAAUUGAA